This is a messenger RNA of Mytilinidion resinicola, 1362 nucleotides long. RefSeq names its product fructose-2,6-bisphosphatase-like protein. The coding region runs from base 1 to 1362 and encodes 453 amino acids. The transcript is spliced from 3 exons. Gene Ontology annotation, cellular component: cytosol. Gene Ontology annotation, biological process: fructose metabolic process; fructose 2,6-bisphosphate metabolic process. Gene Ontology annotation, molecular function: ATP binding; 6-phosphofructo-2-kinase activity; fructose-2,6-bisphosphate 2-phosphatase activity. The record is from RefSeq and is a predicted model, not a curated record. NCBI's taxonomy places the organism in Eukaryota, Fungi, Ascomycota, Dothideomycetes, Mytilinidiales, Mytilinidiaceae.
AUGGCGACCAACGGCGUCUUCGCCCCCAACAUGCGCUCCGUCCCCACGGGCGAGUUCAUCUCGCCGAGCAGGAAGACUAACGGUGCCGGCGUCCAGGCAGAGGACACGCGGAUAUGCGUCGUCAUGGUGGGCUUGCCCGCGAGAGGAAAGAGCCUCAUUGCGCAAAAAGUCGUUAGAUACCUCCACUGGCUCUCCAUCACCGCCAAAACCUUCAAUGUCGGCCAGUACCGUCGCACCGCCACCCCAAACCCCUCUGCCGAGUUCUUCGACACCACAAACCCAGAAGGCGAGCGAUUACGUCGCGCGGCGGCCGAGGCGGCAGUCAACGAUAUGUGCAAGUGGUUCGCCGAGGGUCGCGGACUCAUUGCCAUACUAGAUGCGACAAAUUCGACCAAAGAUCGACGGCGAUGGAUACAGGAGCGAUGCACCAAGCAGAACAUAGAGACCUUGUUCGUGGAGAGCAAGUGCGACGACGAGGACCUCAUCAUGAGCAACAUCCUAGAAGUGAAGACCACAUCCCCCGACUACGUCGGCCAAGAUCCUGAAGUCGCGGCCCAAGAUUUCAGGGACCGGAUACGAAACUACGAGAAGGUCUACCAGACGAUCGACGAGGAUGAGUACGAUUUGACCUACGUCAAGUUGAUCAACGUGGGAAAGCAAGUAAUCAUCAAUCAGAUACAGGACUACCUGCAGAGCCGCGUGGUGUACUACCUCAUGAACUUGCACAUCAAGCCGCGCUCCAUUUGGUUAUCGAGGCACGGCGAAUCCAACUACAACCUCAGCGGCAAGAUCGGCGGCGAUGCAGACAUCUCAGACCGCGGCGAAGCCUACGCGCGCGCUCUCCCCGGCCUGGUCGCGCAAUCCGUCGGCGAUGGCCGAAAGCUCACCGUCUGGACCUCAACCCUUAAACGCACUAUCCAAACCGCGCGCUUCUUGACCUUUGAAAAGCUCGAAUGGAAAGCCCUCGACGAGCUUGACUCCGGUGUCUGCGACGGCCUCACCUAUGGCGAAAUCGAGCAAAAAUACCCCGACGACUUCAAGCAGCGUGACGAAGACAAGUACAACUACCGCUACUUGGGCGGAGAAUCGUACCGCGACGUGGUUAUUAGGCUGGAGCCCAUCAUCAUGGAGCUAGAACGCAGCGAGAACAUCCUGAUCGUGACGCACCAGGCGAUCCUACGGUGCAUCUAUGCAUACUUCAUGAACGUGCCGCAGGAGCGGAGUCCGUGGAUGGAGGUCCCGUUGCACACGCUGAUCAAGUUGACGCCCAAGGCGUACAGCACGCAGGAGGAGAGACUCAAGGCGGACAUCCCGGCUGUUAGUACGUUCCGGGAAAAGGGGAGCAGUGCUAAGCAUCAGUGA